Chiloscyllium plagiosum (whitespotted bambooshark) is the source of this 1050-nucleotide messenger RNA. Its product is annotated as breast carcinoma-amplified sequence 4-like. The record is from RefSeq and is a predicted model, not a curated record. Gene Ontology annotation, cellular component: BLOC-1 complex. Lineage: Eukaryota; Metazoa; Chordata; Chondrichthyes; Orectolobiformes; Hemiscylliidae.
CGCUAUGCUCUGUUCCCGGUGUCAGUUAUAGCGCCGCCUGCAGGCUGGGAGGGACGGUGUCGGGUGAGUGUCGCUGAACGCGGCUGACGCAGUAGUGCUGUCGCCAAGGUAACCGCCGAAGAGGCCGGGAGGCUGCUUGGAAAGUGGCAGUUUUUAUGGAUCAGGAGGAGGAGAUCGACAGGCGGCAAGCGGCCGCAUGCCCGGAUUCUGAGCUACUGGUCGGGUUUGGUAGAGGGAGCGGGAGUCCGGUUUCGGAGCUAGUGGUCGGGCCUUCCAGCGGGAGCGGGAGCCCGAUCUCGGUCUCGGAGCCAGUGCAGAGCUGGGUGAUGCAGCAGAGUGCACAGGAGCUGGCGGCAUGUCUGGGAGCUGAACCUUGUCUGGAGGCCAAGAAACUUGAUGAGAGCAUUGAAGAAAUGUUAAUCAGAUUGGAUGAAUUUUGUGCAAUGCUUGAGAUGAUUCGAAGUGAUUCAUCACAAAUCUUGGAUGAAAAUGUUCCUAAACUAAAGGCCAAGGCAUUGGAAAUGAAGAAGGUGUAUGCAAAGAUUGACAAGAUGGAGACCUUUGUGAAGAUGGUUGGACAGAAUGCAGCUACACUUGAGCAGCAAGUGAUUCAGGCAGAAAAGGACUGUGGAAACUUGCCUCAUGGUGUUCGUAGACUUCUACUUUCAAUUAGUGCACCUUCAUUUCUAAAUAAGAAAUGCAGCUGCCCCAAACAACAGAACACAAGAUAUGAGCUACCCAGUCUGUACAGAACUGAGGCUUAUUUUCCCGAGAGUUCUGAUACGCCAUACUUCAGCAAGCCAAAAACCUGAUUGUAAUAAUGCAUCCCUCAAGCUAGGACACUAUUCAUCAACAAUGUAACAUUUGCAUAAAGAACAAAACUGAAAAUAUUACUGCAAGUCUUCUACAGUUUGUUUCAUCAUCUAAUUCAGUUUGGAUACAAGGUGGUAUGUCUGCUUUCAAUUUAUGGAGAGAUUUUCUGUGAAAUAUAACAUUACUAAAACAAAGAUUUCAAUACUGCAAUAUUCAACUUUUGGGAUACUCUUAGCA